CAGACAUCGAAAUUUGGGAGACGAAGGGAAACUCUAUAUAGCUAUCACAGAAAGCAACACCAUACAAGCUGAGAUCUAAUCAUCUGGCAAAAUAAACAGAAAUAAUGGAAAUGAGGUUUGUUUCAACCAAAAUGUUGUUUGCUUUAACGAUCUUGAUUUACUUUGGUGGAAAUCUGAUCAAUUGCGAUGAAGAUAUUCCCAUUUGUGACGAGCAAUUAAAACAACUGAAAGAAGACGUGAAUGACUGGGAAAAGAGAUGUGUGAAUGACAGUAUGGAAAACUUGGAUGAAAUGGAACGCUAUUUUACUGAGAGUCAACGAUCUGACAAUGAAACUCAACGAUAUUUAAAUGAACGUCGAGGAGAGAAUAAUUCCCCUGGGUGCACGGCAGAAAAAGAAUAUCUCCAGGAGAGAAUGCGUAUGCACUCAGACAUGUGCUUCUAUGACGGACCUUAUCCUGAGCAAUAUAUGUUCUUGGCGACCAAGACUGCAAUCUUGGCUGUCGAUUUAACCACCCUUGAUGCGACAGUCGUCGUAGAUGGAAAAGGAAAUAUAUCAACGCUGGACAUUGACAUGAAAAAUAAGAAAAUAUAUUUUGCGGAAGAAGAUAAAGAGAUUCGUAGGGCAAAUUAUGACGGAACUUAUGAAGAAGUCGUUGUGAAGGAUGCUGAGGCGUUAACAAUUGAUUGGAUAGGACGUCGUAUAUUCUGGAGUGAUUACUACAAGAAUACCAUUGACGUGGCGACUUUAGAUGGUAAAGACAGCAGAACGCUGAUUGAAACUCUCUUGCCUCAGGAUAUAGCAAUUGACCCCAUCGAAGGAUAUCUAUUUUGGACUGGGUAUGAUGGUAGAAAGGUAAUGCGAAGACACUUGACUGCCAACGAUGACAAACAAUUAUAUCACUUCCACAGAUUUGGUGAAUGCUAUCUGGCUCUGGAUUACAACAGGAAGCGAGUGUACGCGUACGAGGGAUUGGGAAAAGUUAACGUCAUAAUUGAAAUGGAUUACGAUGGCCUUAACAUCAAUCAGACAACUAAUUAUGGUUCAGCUGAUCGUUAUGGAUGGAUGUCAGUGGACGUUAUUGGAGAUUUUCUUUACUGGAAAGAAAGAAUUUCACCCAUUGUCAUAAAAAUGAAUGUCACCAGCAGAAAUAUAUCUCGUUAUAUUCCAUUACCAAAAGGCUUCGACGUGAGAAAGCUUCUCGUCGUAGACAAAGAUCGACAACCUGAAGGAAAAUGCAAAUGUCUUCACGGCCACUGUUCGAUCAUCAAUGGUUCACGAACUUGUCAUUGUGAAAAUGGUUACAACGUCAGUGGCCAGGCUUGCACAGACAUUGAUGAAUGCAUGUCAUCCCCAUGCAAUCUUACUGGUUAUGAACGCUGGUGUAACAACACUCCAGGUUCUUACAUUUGUUACUGCAAGAAUGAGUCAUUUUUUGACGAAGUGAAAUGCUCUGCCAACUCUGAACUGAAAAUCAGAUUGAAUGCUUCAAGUAACAACAUGAGUGGAAGAGUCGAAAUCUAUCAUCCAACAUUUGGCUGGGGUACAGUGUGUCAUUGGCGCGACAGCAGUGCAAAUUACUUUGGGAUUGUUGAAGGUAACGUCACCUGUCGUCAGUUGGGUUUCUCUGGAGCGACCAAGAUCAGACCCUGGGCUUACUAUGGGAAAGGAAGUGUUCCUGUAUUGCUUUCUUUUGUUCAAUGCUCUGGUGAUGAAUCAUUCAUCUGGGAUUGCAGUCAUAAUGGAUGGAAUAGUCCUCUCGUGUACUGCGACCAUCGUCAUGAUGUCGGUGUGGAUUGCUACUGAGAUCACAAUCAUUCAAGGACACUAGGUUAGAUAAUAGACUAGAUUUUCUUUUUCUUGCUGCUUACAUAGUUAAUAAUAUAUGGUCUGAAAUUUGACUGAACGGCCGAGCUUCAAUUGUUUUAAUAAGCUAAAAAGGAGUUGGGACGCGACUGCAGAAAACAACGGCAACGUCUAGGAUAAAA
Molecule: messenger RNA, 1987 nt
Organism: Dendronephthya gigantea
Lineage: Eukaryota; Metazoa; Cnidaria; Anthozoa; Malacalcyonacea; Nephtheidae
Product: low-density lipoprotein receptor-related protein 4-like
Exons: 7
Coding region: 105-1805 (566 amino acids)
Cellular component (GO): membrane
Molecular function (GO): calcium ion binding
Source: RefSeq, a predicted model, not a curated record